CACCAGUAAGCAGAUCGUGUGGAUGUUAAACUAACGGAGCGCAGAGGAAACAUGCAGUCACCGGAAACAAUGAACCGGCACCACUCCGCUCCUCCACACACUGUCACCGACAGUGUUGUGAUGAGGAGGAGGAAGGCUCAAUGGCUGGUCUCAGUCAUGUUAUGCCUCUCUUUGGUUAUUGUUGUGUUGGGCAUCUACACCAGCACACGCACAGAGAGUGUCAGCAUCACCGGAUAUACGUCAGGGAUUAUCUUGGCAUUUGGAUCAUUCUUGGGUGUUCUUGGACUAAUUCUGGAGGAAAACCGCAAAAAAUUGUUGGUUGCAGCUAUUGUGUUCCUGAGUUUUGGUAUCAUUUCCAGUUUCCUGUGUCUUGUGGUGGAUGGUGUUUUCAUCCUGCUAACCAUUGAUGUGCGUCCAUUGAGGGCGGGGAGAUGUCAGUUCUACAACAGUGGAAACAGUUACAUCUAUGAGAAUUACUAUGCAACAGUUCCUUGUCAAGGUCUAACAGAGGCCUGUAGUAUGAAGGUCCGCAGCGGAACAUGUUACUGUUGUGACUUGUACGAUUGUGCCAAUGGAGGAUAUCUGAACAGUUAUUAUGAGUUUGUUGGUGUGCAGAGCUGUCAGGACGUCCUGUCGCUGUAUGUUCUCCUGUGGGUCCUAACUGUCCUCAAUCUGCUGGGCUUUGUGACUGGAAUCCUGACCACUGCUGUGUUGGGCAGUAUCAAAGACAUGAGAAGUGGGGGGGUCUGUCCUGAUGUGCCCCGGUGGGGGGGUUCAUCUCUCUUGUCAUUUGAAGGGGGAAACUGUUCAUCUCCCACUGCACCUCUGCUAAUGGAGGCCAGCUCACAGAUUGGACAUCAGCUCUACCCGAGGGCUUCACUCUACAUCUCACCUGCAUCAGCUGGAUCCAGUGUUCAACAGACAGGAUCUUCAUAUACGUCCCACACACAGACCAACCCACCCCCCUUUGCCCCCCUCUAUAACCUGCUACCCGACAAGACCUCCACCUUCUGCACUUAAACCAUCUGACUAUUGUGAUGCAAGUCUGCGCUUCUUAUAUAAACCAAACCUUACACAUUAAGAUUGGACUCCCCUUAAAGAGAUAACCCAAACAAAAAAAUCAGUCAUCAUUUAUUCAGCCAAAAUCUGUAUUUGAUUCUUUCUUCAGUGGAACACAAAGAAAGAUAUUUUGAGAAAUGUCUCAGUGGUUUUGUGUUCAUACAAUAGAAGAUAAUGGAGCAGGAGAGCAAUGACAAUAAAUUCAUUGCCAUGUAACAACAAACCAAUCAAACCCUGACGGAAAAAGUUAUGAAUUUAGGUCUCAUUUCCUUGUGUAUUAUCUGUUUAAUUCAAAAUGACAUCACACAUGAAAGUUACAUGUGUAGGAAUGAUUUUUCAUGUUAUGUUUAAGAUACUAACAAAGACUAACAGACUCAGUUCUCAGUUGAACAUAGGCUAAAAAUGAACACAUUUAACUUAAAUACAUUAUAGCUGAAAAAUACUGUUUAUUUCGAAUCAAUGUCUAACUGGCUUUGAUUUAAAAUAUGAUUUAAAACAAUUGAUUUAAAAUGAUUUAACUGCACUUUUUAAAACAAGGAAAAGGAACAGACCUUCAAAAAUGUCAUGUAAAUGUUUGUAUCUGUGUGAAUGUGUUUUAUUUCUGUUUUAUUUUUUAUGUAAUGGCAUAUUUUAUAUUACUUUAUAAAGCAAUUGUAUAUUUUUAUUUGAAUAAUCAUAUAUAUUUUUUUGAAGUGGGGCAUUUUCCUUGUGAAUCAUUUUUGGAUACCAACAGAUCAUUCACUUACUUGAUGAACAACAUUUAAAAUAUAUAUAACACAUAAAUAUAUAAAAUAUUCAUAUUUUUCUAAAACAUUUUGGUUUUGACUAACAAGAUCACAAAUUCCCGAAAUUACCCAAACAACCCAAAGCCCACAUGGAGUGUCUAAUUAAAUCAAGCAAAUGUCAGUGAAGAACUAAAAAUAAGAAUAACAUUUAACUAUCAAUAGGUCACCAGUUACUCAACUUAACGUUGCUCCAAACCCAUACAUUUCUGUCCUUUCUCUUUGAUGCAAUAUUAUCAGUUGCAGAAUACAUAAGGAACCAAUGACCAUUGCCAUAUUUCAUAUAUUCAUGUAUUUGUUAUAAAAUACAUAAAAAUAAUAGUGCAUUGUGUGGAUUACCUUCAUGUUGUGUACAGUAGAUCCAGAGGUUUCAGGGUCUGUCAGUAAAUCAGUGUUUUGUUCUGUGCGUCCCACAAAUGAACUACAUUAACUGAUGUAAUGUGUUUUGAUGAGCCACUCAGAAGGGGUACAAUCUGUUUCAAGUAUAACGUUCUUCCCAUUUAUUUCAUGCUUCCGAUAAACUCCAUCUGUCCACCAGCUUCGUGAAAUAUGUUACAGUUAUCAACACCACACGGAAAGGAUCUCAGACUGAAUGUAUACCAUGUGUAACAACGUUAAAUAGUUUUAUAGCAGAGGAAUGCACCGGGUUCGAUACAAGUUACCACCUUUGACAGCAUCUGUGGACCGCUGUUCCAGAAAAUUAUUGGUCUCAUAGUUUAUAAAAUCAAAGAUCACAUCUUUGUAAUGCAUUUAAAAUAGAUGUUCACUACUGUAAGUGCACCAGUAUUAACAUUAAAAUACAUUCUGGCAAGGUCAAGAUGAUUUGCAGUUCUGGCCAAAAACUUAGGAAAAUACGUUAAAGGUUUUUAGUGCUUGUCCCUCUAAAUAUAUCCUCAUAUUUAAAUGGUUUUAAUCGAACUUUAUCAUCAUAAAGAGCAAAUGCUCUGCAAAUACCAUCUCCGGGCAUUUUUUGGACACCAUUUUUAUAUUCCCAUAGUUCCUCAAGACAAGAGAUGAGAUUACUAAUGGAACAACAAUCAUUUAACCUGACAAGAAUGUAGAGUCUCAUCAGCAUAAGCAGGAGUACUUCUGAAAGAGAGAACCUAGAUGCAUAGAAAAUAACGGGCCCAAAAUGGAGCCUUGUGGGACAUCACAUGUGAUAACCAUUGAGGAUGAGGAGUGAUAGAAAACAUUCUGUCACCAUCUUACGAGAUAUACUAAGCUGGACAGUGGGACAUUUGGGUUGGGAAUGAAAAUUCUUAUUGCUUUAAGUCAUAAUGUGAUGGUAUUUCAGCAAUUCUGGCUAAAGGAUGAAAAUAGUACAUUUAUAAUUAGAAACCCUUGUAACAACAAAGAUAACAAGCUCAAUCUGUGACACAUGUGUCUUUAAUAUUGAAAUGAUAUUUAUAUACUAUGACACUGUGAAGGAGCGUGGAAUGAUAGGUGUUGUCAUCUUCACCUCCACUGUCGAUGGAAAUCAAUGUGACGAGACUCACCAAGUCAUAUUUAUGGAUGACAUCAAGAAAUAAAGUUGUAAACUGUAUAAUUCUUUUGAAUCGCUCUUGUGAUAUGGCAAUCAGUUUGUGCAGCACAUACAGUAAAUGUGAGAAAUAGUAGUCAGGGUUAGAGGAUUAUAUCAUUUGCAUUACUACAGGAAUUCACUAGAAAUUUCUUUCAAUGCAAUAAAUCUGACAGUGAUAUCAUAAAAAGUCUCUCAU
This is a messenger RNA of Triplophysa rosa, 3559 nucleotides long. Its product is annotated as transmembrane protein 255B. The coding region runs from base 52 to 1020 and encodes 322 amino acids. The record is from RefSeq and is a predicted model, not a curated record. The transcript has 9 exons. NCBI's taxonomy places the organism in Eukaryota, Metazoa, Chordata, Actinopteri, Cypriniformes, Nemacheilidae.